AAACGUGUGAUAUAACACCACACCAGUGUAGCUCUGUUUGGUCAGGUAUUUGUAAUUUGUCGCGAGAGAACUAUCACGAGACGGACAGCUAAGUGGAAUGUUAUCGAAAGUCAAGCGGUUUGUCGCAUGUCCCUUGAUUUGAAACAGCUCGUGACUGGAGCCUUGAAUUUUGUUAACGCCGAGAUCUUCUUAAGACGUCAAAAUGGCUGUUGUGAUUUAUUAUUUACUUGCCCAGAAACUACAGAAGAUUCGGUGUGAUUGUGUGAGAAAAAACGGUUCGUUAAAAGCAGUAAUUGGUGUUAUCGCAGCCUUGCUUAUGAUCUCCCUUGUGAUAGGUUUGAGCAUUGGACUCUUAAUCACGCCGCAGUCUGAAAACGUUGCAAUGUCCAAAGUGUACACCAGAGCUGCCAUAUCGACGGACGCUGGUCAGUGCGCAUCAGUGGGAAAAUCCAUGUUAGAGAAAAACGGAUCGGCAGUAGAUGCGGCGAUUGCUACGCUUCUCUGUAUGGGAGUGGUGAAUCCUCACAGUUCAGGUCUCGGAGGAGGAUUUCUCAUGGCGAUUUACCAAAGAGAUGAGAAGUUAGUAAAAGUCUUGGAUUCCUACGAGAUGGCGCCACAAAAAGCCACUGAGGACAUGUACGAUGGAAAUCAAGAACUGGCUCGAGAGGGCGGAUUAUCAGUUGCUUUACCUGGAGAGCUGGCUGGUUACAUAGUUGCUUGGAAGGAAUACGGAAAACUUCCAUGGUCAGAACUAUUUCAACCCGCCAUUGAAAUGUGUGAGAACGGGUUUUUAGUGGGAAGAGAGCUUGGGAUGGCACUUGCUUGGAACAAGAAUUUGAUACGGAAUGAAAGCAGUCUUCGCGUUUUUUUCUGGAACAAUAAUACCAACGAUGUUUACAAAGAAGGCGAGAGGCUGCGCAGACCCAUCCUUGCCCGAACACUGCGCACCCUAUCAAAGAACGUUACCAUCACAACAUUCUUUGGAGAGCUGGAAGAAACUCUUGCAGAAGAGAUACAAAGUUUUGGUGGCAUUAUUACUGAACGGGAUUUCCUUAUGUACACCCCUCUCUGGAAGGAAGCUAUUCAGUUCCGUCUCCAUGAGAACCUGACUUUGUACGGUGUACCUCCACCAGGGAGCGGGGCUUUACUCGGCUUCAUUCUGAAUAUACUGGAUGAAUACGGUUUUGACGAGACUAGUUUCUCCAGUGUAGAACAGAAAACGUUAAGCUAUCAUCGAUUUGUGGAGGCCUGUAAGUAUGCCUUUGCUGUACGAACGGAACUUGACGACCAGGAACAAAAUUCUGAUCCUUCUAAGUACGAGCAAAACAAAAAGACGUUAGUAUUUAAUCAACUUCUGUGUAAAGACGUUAGUGUUAAUCAGCUUCUGUGUAAAGACGUUAGUGUUAAUCAGCUUCUGUGUGAAUACGUUAGUGUUAAUCAACUUCUGUGUGAAGACGUUAGUGUUAAUCAACUUCUGUGUGAAGACGUUAGUGUUAAUCAACUUCUGUGUGAAGACGUUAGUGUUAAUCAACUUCUGUGUGAAGAC
Messenger RNA from Limulus polyphemus (Atlantic horseshoe crab), 1546 nucleotides. RefSeq names its product gamma-glutamyltranspeptidase 1-like. Gene Ontology annotation, molecular function: glutathione gamma-glutamate hydrolase. Gene Ontology annotation, biological process: glutathione catabolic process. The annotation marks the transcript as partial. Lineage: Eukaryota; Metazoa; Arthropoda; Merostomata; Xiphosura; Limulidae. The transcript has 8 exons. The record is from RefSeq and is a predicted model, not a curated record. Gene Ontology annotation, cellular component: plasma membrane.